This is a messenger RNA of Thamnophis elegans (Western terrestrial garter snake), 768 nucleotides long. RefSeq names its product olfactory receptor 5V1-like. Gene Ontology annotation, molecular function: olfactory receptor activity. The record is from RefSeq and is a predicted model, not a curated record. Gene Ontology annotation, biological process: G protein-coupled receptor signaling pathway. Lineage: Eukaryota; Metazoa; Chordata; Lepidosauria; Squamata; Natricidae. Gene Ontology annotation, cellular component: membrane.
AUGAUACUCUUGAUCCAGCUGGAUUCACGCCUCCAUAGUCCCAUGUACUAUUUCCUUAGCCACUUGUCCUGCUUGGACAUUUGCUAUUCCUCGGUCACCCUUCCCACCGUCCUGGUGACGCUCCUGCACCAGCAGCCCACCAUCUCCUACAAUGAUUGCAUGGCCCAGAUGUUCUUCCUCAUGAGCUUUGUGGGAACUGAAUGCGCACUGCUGGCCGUGAUGGCCUACGGUCACUAUGCGGCCAUCUGUAAACCUCUUAAACUCAUGAGAACUAGGGUUCGAGUCCCUCUGGCUACAGCUUCAUGGAUCUGGAGCAUGGUUGACUCUGCCAUUCUGACCACUUUGACCACUGAUUUGGCCUUCUGUGGCAACAACCAGAUCCAUAACAUCUUCUGCGAUGUCCCCCCACUCUUGAAAAUUGUUUGCAAUGACACCUAUAUCAAUGAGAUGACUCUUCACACAGCAAGUAUCGUUGUGGGUCUGAGCCCUUUCCUCCUUGUCAUCAUUUCAUACGUCUACAUCUUAUCUACAGUUCUGAAGAUCCGUUAGACCUUCUCCACCUGUGCUGCCCACUUGAUUACGGUCAUUGUCUACUUUGGGAUGAUCAACUUGAAUUACAACCAUCCCUCUUCCUCUCAUUCACUUGGUGUAUUUCAGCUUCUGAGCAAACUACACUCUAUGCAGAAUAUUCCAACAGCAAAGGAUAAUCCCCCACCCCGCAUGGGUUCUUCCCAGACAGCACAAGAAAUGUUGAUCGUCAGUAAGUGA